AUGCUGCUAUACUUAGCUACUAUAGCUAGGUAUACUAAUAUUAUAAGGCUGCUUAUUGAGCUAGGAGCUAAUAAGAAGGCUGAGGAUGAUAAUAGUUGGAUACCGCUGCAACUUGCUGCUGUGAUUGGGCAUAAAGAUAUCUUUCUUGAGCUACGAGGCUUAGGACCACACUCGCCAGACGCUGCUGCACUCUGCCGCCGCAACCAGGCACGCAGAGCAGUAAUAUAA
Molecule: messenger RNA, 228 nt
Organism: Clonostachys solani
Lineage: Eukaryota; Fungi; Ascomycota; Sordariomycetes; Hypocreales; Bionectriaceae
Source: the annotation of a GenBank genome assembly